Messenger RNA from Emiliania huxleyi CCMP1516, 861 nucleotides. RefSeq lists its product as hypothetical. Gene Ontology annotation, molecular function: methyltransferase activity. Lineage: Eukaryota; Haptophyta; Isochrysidales; Noelaerhabdaceae. The record is from RefSeq and is a predicted model, not a curated record. The coding region runs from base 240 to 716 and encodes 158 amino acids. The transcript has a single exon. Gene Ontology annotation, biological process: methylation.
UGCUCGUGCUCCUGUUUCCUUUGCGGCGGCAGCUAGCCUGUCUGAUGCCCGCCACGAUUGCCGCCGACAUGGUGGCGCUCCGCACGUGGCAUCUCGAUCGAGAAAUCGCAGCGGCACUGGAGCGUUCUGCUGGCUUGCCGCCUCAGCUCGUGAUCGUCGGCGCGGGGCUCGACUUCCGCUGCGUGCGGCUUGCUGGCAGCCUGGGCGGCGGGAAGGUGUUUGAGCUCGACUUCCAGGGGAUGCUCGAUGAGAAGUGGGCGCUACUCGGGGCCGCUGGGGUGCCACCCCCACCUCACCUCGUGAGCGUGGGCUGUGACUUGAGUCUCGGUCCUGCCGGCUGGGUCGAUGAGCUGCGGCGGCGAGGCUUCGAUGAUCGCCGCCCGUCCGUGUGGCUACUCGAGGGCCUCGUGCCGUACCUGAAGCCACCCGAGCUGGAGGCGCUGCUCCGCGCCAUCUCUGAGCUCUCGGCGCCGCAGAGCUCACUCCUCGCCACCUUCAUCUCCCCGACGCGCCCCGCCGGUUCCGUCGGCGCUAGCGUCUCAGUGUCGAUGAACAAGUACACCACCGAGUCGCCUGCGGACACGUUGUCCACUUUCGGCCCCGCCGCCGUCGUCACCAUUGGCGAGCUCAUCACGCGGUGCGGCGCGCGUGGCGAGACCAUGGGCAUCCAGCCGUCGGACGCUUCGUACACGUUUGCCACAGCGUGCCGGGAGUGACACGGCCGGGAGAGUGCCCGUCGCCGGGCUGCAUCUACCUUAUCCCACGGCUAACUUAGUACGAAUACUAGCCUGCGAGCUAGGGCUCCUGGCUCCUGUCUUGUAGUAGAGACUCUGGGGUUAAUGUAACUCUCACAUCACUCUC